AUGGGUUUCAAAGAUGAAGUCGCGUAUGACCAGCAUAUGGAUAUGUUGCAUCUACCCCUCACUGCCAACCCUUCGCCCGCCCUGAGUGCUCGCUCUAUCAAUGAAACUGAUUUCUCGCAGAUUCAGUCGCUGCCAGUCUCUCCUCUCCCACGUCCGAUCCCUACAUCGCAACCCCAGACUGUCCACUCAUCACCGGAGACUCCUGCAUCUGACGUGCUGGUUCACUUCGCUUCCAACGGCAUUCCGCCCACAAACCAUGUGCCUCGCGCAGUCUCUGAACCAUCUCUACGUUCCAUUUCUUCUCUUGGUAAACCUAGUCCUGUGCAAACUGCUCAGCAGUUUCAGCCUUCGCCGGCUGUUUCUCAGAGGACCCUACGCGAACCUAACGGAGAUAGUGCACAAAUUAUCGUAUCUGGACGCUCGUCUAGUAUUACGAGUAUGUCUUUAUUCUCUGUACCAUCAGCUCCUGCGUCCGCAGAUGGAUCGUAUCGUCAAUCGCCGUCAGCUAUUUCCACCUCCGUGAUGACACCAAGAGCGUCUGUAUUUCCUGCCUCCUCGGAUCAGGUAGAAGUGGGCUCAUCCGUGGGCAAGGCAUCUGAAUACUUCGGAGUAGAGACGCGAAAUAGUCCGUCAACUGUCGCAUCGCGUUCUCCAGCGAUAUCUCCUCGUAGUAUUCUCGGAAUGAGCUUGGGUCCUACGACGUUCAGGCGGCCUGCCGUGCGGCAAUCCAUUACUGGAGAUUCUUCAAGUUACUCUUCGUCGGGUAUGAGUUCGGCAUCGUCCCGUCCGCCUCCAGAUCGUUCAGCAUCCGUUUCCUCCGUAUCUCCUGCGGGAAAUACAACGGACACGGAUUUGACUGUGCAUGACAUGCCAAAGCCCUCUGUCCCUAUUCCCAUCGUCUCCUCGACUCCGCCGAAGUCCCUUUCGUGGCAUUGUAGACUUUGUAUGAAAGACCCGCACUCAAUCAAGGAUUCACGGAGAGCUAUGUCGGAUGAGUACUUUGCACGACGCCAGCAGCUAAUCCAAGAGGAUAGAGCCCGGCGUGUAGACACGAACAAGCUUCAAAGGCUGACCAAUAUUGAGAAACGCGCAGAUAAUAUAGUGCGCUCCAUUCGAUCCGCUGAGGCGGUAUCAGUAUGGGGUACAGAGAGCACGACCAUCUUCGAUUAUACCCCGGAUGACACGACGCCGAAUGUGUUCCCCGGAAUGGCUUUCUUGACUGGUCGUGACAUUGUGAUGAAGACGAGAUUGUUCCAAAUACUGUCCAAGAUGCCAAAAGGUGCCCUUCUGCACGCUCAUCUGGACGCGACCGUCAAUGUGCGCGUUUUGAUCGAGCUCGCGUUGGGUCAGCCAGCAUUACAUGUCCGCUCGCCCGCCUCUUUGACCGCCAACAACAUCAGGGCCAUGAUUCCGGAGUUCAAGGCCCUCCCUGCUGAUCAGUUCUCGAAUCUGAUCUCUCUUACCGACCAAGCAUACCCAAGAGGUGGUUGGGUUCCCUUCUACAAGGCGAGGGAGACAUUUGACCCAGCCCUCGGUGGUCCUGCUGGAUUCGACGACUGGGUCGUCAGGGCACUGAUGAUUAACCCUUUGGAGGCGUACGGAACUCACAACACGACUACUAAGAUUUGGGCGAAAUUCACAAGUACAUUUCGCAUUGGCCACCCACUCGUGUACUUUAUGCCCAUAUGGCACGAGUAUAUCCGGCGCUUCAUUUGGUCCUCUAUUGAAGACGGCAUUUCCUACGUGGAGGCUCGUAUUAAUUUCCUUGCCAAGUAUAUGACCGGGCCAGACGGGGAGGAAAAUGUUCCCCAUAGGGAGUGGCUAAUCGCUUUUGAUGCGGUCGUCAACGAGGUAAAGGUAGAGCUCAGACGCCAGGGACGCGAAGACGAGUUCGUUGGAGCAAAGAUUAUCUACACGACCAUACGUUCUAUUACUUGCGAAGAGCUAAAUUGGUACUUAGAAGACUGUCUCGCCUUAAAGAAGGAGUUUCCGCAUCUCAUUGCAGGAUUUGACCUUGUUGGGCAUGAAGAUUCACUUAAACCUCUUAUCGAUUACAUUGAGCCACUAGCAAAGUUCGUUGAGCGUCAGAAAGAAGUUGGUGUGCAUGUUCCAUUUAUCUUCCACGCAGGAGAAACUCUAGGCGACGGGAGUGCUGCGGACAUGAAUUUAUACGAUGCUAUUCUACUUGGUACGAAGCGAAUCGGCCAUGGAUUCUCGCUGGUCAAGCAUCCGAGGUUAAUGGACAUCUGCAGAGAAAAAGGCAUCGCCAUUGAAGUGUGCCCUAUAUCAAAUGAGAUUCUGCGUUUGACCUCCUCCAUGCCCAUGCAUCCCCUCCCCGUGCUUGUGAAUCAUGGUGUUCAUGUAUCGCUAUGCUCAGACGAUCCCGCCGUAUUCGGUAACAUGGGAUUGUCGUUUGAUUUCUUCCAGGUACUUGUCGCGAGCGAAGUCACGGGGUUGAUAACUGCUGGCGAAUUUGCACGAGAUAGCAUCAAGCAUUCGAUGUUGGCAGAGGACGAGAAAGCGAAUGCCCUUGCUCUCUGGGAGAAACAAUGGCAGAAGUACUUGAGCUGGGUGGUGGAAGAAUUUGUAGACGUUCCGAAGAACUGA
Messenger RNA from Fibroporia radiculosa, 2607 nucleotides. RefSeq lists its product as uncharacterized. Gene Ontology annotation, biological process: adenosine catabolic process; inosine biosynthetic process. Lineage: Eukaryota; Fungi; Basidiomycota; Agaricomycetes; Polyporales; Fibroporiaceae. Bases 1 to 2607 code for a protein of 868 amino acids. The transcript is spliced from 19 exons. Gene Ontology annotation, molecular function: adenosine deaminase activity. The record is from RefSeq and is a predicted model, not a curated record.